Sitodiplosis mosellana (orange wheat blossom midge) is the source of this 7261-nucleotide messenger RNA. RefSeq names its product tau-tubulin kinase homolog Asator (gene Asator). Gene Ontology annotation, cellular component: cytoplasm; nucleus. Gene Ontology annotation, biological process: signal transduction; peptidyl-serine phosphorylation. Gene Ontology annotation, molecular function: ATP binding; protein serine/threonine kinase activity. Bases 3130 to 7164 code for a protein of 1344 amino acids. The transcript has 22 exons. NCBI's taxonomy places the organism in Eukaryota, Metazoa, Arthropoda, Insecta, Diptera, Cecidomyiidae. The record is from RefSeq and is a predicted model, not a curated record.
CUCUUUACAGAAAGAAAAAGAGACGCGAACCCUGAUGCAAUAGUCAUUUUUUUUUUCAUUAUUAUUACUAUUCACGCCCACCUAAUCAUAGACACGAAAUGAACAAAGAGCGAAAACUCGGAUGUGAAAACGAUAAUUGAGAAAUUGAGGCUACUUAUUUUUAGCACGGUUUAGUGAAUGAAAGUUGGCGAAAUGCAAGUCAUCACCUAAGCGUCAUCUCAAUUAUUUGUUAUUGAGUGUGCUUUGUUUGUGUGUAUGAGUGUGCACGACAGCAAAUCCGACUACACUUCCUCCAGUUGAGUGCGAGCCGUUAUCACGGACUUCCUACUUUGCACUUCAACCACAUUUUAUUGUCUUUUUUCUUUCAAAAUAUUCCGUUUCUCAAUGUCGCCCACUUACUUUCCACUAAACUCAUUAUUCAUUGCAGUACACAUGUAUCUGCGCACUCGAUCAAUUCACAAUAUCAAAUUCGUCUUCUUUCGCCUGAGAAAGUGAACAAUGCGCUACAAAUACUUUUCUUGUCAUUUUCACUGGAACUUUUUCAAAUCAACCGAUUCAACUCUUCGAAAUUAGCAUUCUUUCGAGAGGAAAUUGCCAAACAGAAGUAUUUUUUUUUUUUUUUACAAGGAAUCCUUUUAUAAAGCAGGUUUUGCAUGGGGAUGAGUCGAGGAAAAUUUUGCGAGAUCCAUUGAACUUGCAAAUGGAUUAAUUAAUUAUGAUCCGAACAUAUGGAAAAUUAAAUGAGCGCUUGCAAAUGGGUGUGUGUGUGUGCGUUUCGAAAAGUUCAACAUGCGACUGAACAAUGUUAACAGUAACAUUAUGAAAAAUAAAUCAAAAUUCAAAUUGUGAAAAUGCGUCAACAUGAUGAAAGCCUUUUGGACAGAUACACACAGCUGAUGUGGGCGAUUAAUUAAGACAUCUAUCUACUGUUGCGCAAAUCUCUGGGGUCAAUCAACCGGCUUACAUAAUUUUUUCUUCUCAUUUCUAGUUUAGAAUGUCAAAACAAUGAUUAUUAUAUGCAAUUCAAAAUGUAAUAUUUUGGAGAAAAAAAAAACGAUUUAAAACUGAUAAAAUGUGUUCAAGUAAAUCGAAUGGAACGCGAAAAAAGACUGUCAAAAACAUAGAGCAAUUUUCCGACAGUCGUUUUUUUUUUCUCAAGAAAAAUUACAACGUAGCGAAAAAAAUACGUGGUUCGAAUACUUGAAUUAGAUCUUUUUAACAUUAUCAACGGAAAUCAUUUGGCACCUUUCGCAGCGGAAAACACCUUUUCGAUAUACUAUUUGACCUAGUGAGCGGAUUUAGUUACAGUUAUCUUUAGUUUCGAUCGGAUUUCGGUGCAAAAUGAAGCGAAUAAUUGGCGGAAUAGUAAGGCCGCAACGGCAGCUUUCCACCAAUGUAAAUAGAAGCGAAAAACAAGCGCUGUGCCCAAAGUGUGAAUUUAAGCGUGGACCAUAAACGAACGAAGAAUGCUAAGAACACCCAUCAAAAGGCUAAGAAAAAGAAUGAAAAAUCCAUUCGAGCAAAUGUAGAGCGAAUUCUUUGGUAAAAUCGGACUACGUUCGGUUUAAAAAUACGCGAAAAAUUCUUGGGAAAAUGGUUUGUCUUCGUUUAUUUUCCUUUUGGAUGAAAGAAGAAUGAAUAUACAGGCAGCUGCACAUUUGUCAGUCAAGCUACUGAAUUUCAAUCACGAACGCGAUCAAAUUCUCUGUCAUUUUCGAAGAAACGAUGUUGCGAAGAAAGAGAAAAAAAAAACGGUGUGAAAAUGAUCACACGGAGCAAAAAGAGAAAUACAAUCAAGCCAUGCCAGUAUAAAGGAAAAACAUAUACACACGGCAAUUGUACGGCGCACGCUCUGCGAACUAUACCGUUGAGUGGACUUUAUUCUGUUCAAGAAAAUUUGAAUAUGAAACUUACACUCACCGAUCUCUAACAAAUGCACACACGGAAACUCAUCUACGUCGUCGUUUCGGUAUUGUCGUGCGCACCGAUUUUCGUUCGGCUAUUCCGAAUAUUCUGCUCAGAAUUUUUCACAGUUUGUCUGUUUUUGUUGGUUCGCGGAUGCGGCGGCGGUGGCGAAACAGUGUGACAAUAUAUAUAUUUUUUACGCAACGCGAUAGAUCGAUUUCGGAAUCGUGAGAAAUGAAUGACAGUUUUUUUUUUUCGUGUGUGUCGUGUGAAAGUGCGAAUACCGCGAAGAAAGUGAGCAUGAGUCGCUCACGGUGUAUAUACACAUUCGAAUUGUGUGUUAAUUAGUCAGCAGUCUUAAUCAGCCGAACAACCAACACAAAAAGGAACUUUUUCGGUUUUCUCGCGAGACAAAAAGCAAUCGACGAAAAGAAAUCAGUGAAACGGGUUCGAAUUCCGUGAUACAGCCCAAACGGAGAGAGCAAAAAGUAAAAAAAAAACAAACAAACAAACAUACAGUUCGAUGAUUAGAGUUAGAGAAAAUUCAAUCAGCUGAUUCGUUAAGCAGUUCGAUAGAACAAACAAUCAAUUAUUUCUGAUAGAUUGAAUUGAUGUAGCUUAAAUACAAGAUUUAUUCAGUCAACGUAAUUCGAUCGGGUGAGUGUCAGUGCGGGAGUUUGUUGAUUGUUUUUUUUUUCGGCGAAUCGGAUUUGGUUAUUGACAUCAAUUUGCUAAAUGUGUUGAAAGAUUCAAAAGCUUUCAUAACAAAAAAAGUGAACAAAUAAGGAAAAUAUUUUUCAUUGAAUCGAACUCAUGUACAAAGCACACAGAGGGAGAGGGAGGGAACAUCGAGAUAGAAAACAAUGUGCCAGUUGGAAAUUGUUUAAUCAGUGUAUUGCUAUUUACAUUUUUCAUCUACGCAGUGUUUAUUAAAUGAUUGUAUUGUUUUUGUGCGUGGAGUGCAUUUCAAAGUAAAUUAAGAUGAUGAAGAAAACAAACGCAAAUUAUCUCAACAACGAACAGCCGAAAUAAAUAAAUACGAACUUUGUGUUAUAGGCUUUAAGGAGGUGGACAACAACGGCAUAUCAAAAAAAACGGAAAGUUUUUCGAAGACAAAAUUCAAGACAUCGACCAUAAAACCUCAAUUGAAAAGGACUUCAAUUGUUUUUUUUAACUGAAAAAGUGGAGGAAUUACCGUGAAAAAACGAAACUGGAGAUCGCACAAUGGCUACAAAACUCGUGAACGCAAAUUGGAACGAAGUAAAUGACAAAAAUCCAGACGGUGGGGCUCGAAGGUCGUUACAAAGAUCUGCGACACUUCCAGCAAAUCCACGUAAUAAUCCGAUUUUAAGGCAUCAUCAACGUUACCAUCAGGACGAACCAAACCCACAAAUUCCAAUAAUCGUUCAACAACCAACACAUUAUCCGCCGCAAUUGCAACAAAAGGUACGCAUUCGUGUGCGUUCAACAUCCACCGAUAAAGCCGGCGAAAUUAAUAACAAUCAAAAUCAUAAUCACUCAAAAAUGGCGACCGAAGAUUUAUUACAGCCUGGACACGUUGUCAAGGAGCGCUGGAAGGUGGUCCGAAAAAUUGGCGGCGGCGGUUUUGGCGAGAUUUACGAGGGUCAAGACUUAAUUACACGCGAACAAGUUGCAUUGAAAGUCGAGUCAGCUCGUCAGCCAAAGCAAGUGUUGAAAAUGGAAGUGGCUGUUCUUAAAAAACUACAAGGAAAACAGCAUGUAUGCCGAUUCAUAGGCUGUGGACGAAACGAUCGUUUUAACUAUGUGGUAAUGCAACUGCAAGGAAAGAAUUUGGCCGAACUGCGACGGGCGCAGCCACGAGGAGCGUUUUCACUGAGCACGACAUUACGUUUAGGUUUACAAAUUUUGAAAGCAAUCGAAUCUAUACAUUCGGUGGGAUUUUUGCACAGAGACAUCAAACCAAGUAACUUUUCGAUUGGUCGCCUUCCAUACAACUGUAGACUUGUAUAUAUGUUAGAUUUUGGCUUGGCACGUCAAUAUACAACUGGAACGGGUGAAGUGCGUUGUCCCCGUGCGGCAGCUGGUUUCCGAGGCACCGUACGAUAUGCUUCAAUCAAUGCACAUCGCAAUCGAGAGAUGGGCCGUCACGAUGAUCUCUGGUCAUUAUUUUAUAUGCUAGUUGAAUUUGUUAAUGGUCAACUGCCAUGGCGUAAAAUAAAAGACAAAGAACAGGUUGGUUUGAUGAAAGAGAAAUACGACCACAAGCUAUUGCUAAAGCAUUUACCAUCUGAUUUAACAAAAUUUCUGGAGCAUAUACAAUCGCUCAGCUAUGCAGAUAAGCCAGACUAUGGGAUGCUUUCAACUCUGUUCGAACGAUGUAUGAAAAGACGCGGUGUCAAAGAAACCGAUCCGUACGAUUGGGAGAAGCUGGAGGGUGGCGUACAUUCAGUCAGCAAUAUAAGUAGCCAAAAUAAUAUGCCAAGCAAUAUACAAAGCCAUAUUCAAGUGAAAACUGAUCAAAUACAUGGCGGAGCAUGUAUGAAUAGUACGGGUGUAAUUGGUGUCAUUGCUACUGGCAAUGCAACUACAAUAGGCGCUACAAAUGCCAGCGGCAUAGAAUAUAUGCAGGUAGACAAAAAUUGCAAUGCAACGGUCACUGCGCCAAAUAAUCAGAUAACAACAGCACGAGCCGGAAAUUUGAUCCCUUUAAAUGAAGAUACUCCAUCGCAACAGCAAGCAGCGCUCAAGCCGAAGCAAAAUCCACAACAAGCAGCCACGGAAAACGAUCAAAAUACGGCGGCCAUUGGUGCAACAUCACAAUCACCGAUUGGCUCAGCAAAUCCGCAGCAAUCACAAAACUCACUGAAUAAUUCACAACAAAACCAAACACAGCAACAGCGUGAAAAUCGUCCCUGUCAGCAGCAGGUGCAAAAAAUUGCCAGUGAAUCUAUGAUUCCAACGUAUCGGUCUGGCACUGAUUCAAUGCACAGAACCAAUCAAAGCGGCCCAAAUCCAAAGCAACAGCAACAACAACAGAACAAUAGCAGCAGCUUUUCGGCAAAUGCACCCAAAGCGGAUGGCAAAAAUCCGGUAAAUAAUGAAUCUAAUCAAAAUCAAAAUCAAUGUAAUAGCCCAGUAAAGCGUCGAUCCAUCUCCCAAAUUGAUGAGAAAACAACGUAUGGUAGACUUCGUGUUCUGACCGCACCGCCAACGAUAACAACAGCAAUAGCUGCUGCAAGUGCAACGGGUUCCGAAACUACAUCGCCACGCGAUGCUGAAGCCUUACCAUUUUUAUUCUCAGCUGACGGUCAUUGCAGUCGGCGAAAUAUUGGUAGCGCUGGCAGUGCAACGGGUGGAUCAUCUGGUGCUAAUAGAAGAUCAAAUUUGCGAACAUCGUCCGGAUGCGGAUCUAGUCAACGCCUGAGCGGCGGCAACCGCGAUCACUCGGUCACACAAUUUGCUGUGAUUGAUGAUGAAAACGUUUCAGCAUUGCAACAAGUUACCAGAGGUGGUGGUGCCCUUACGUUAGCAUCACAAUGGAAGAGUCAAUUUGAUGACUCCGAAGAAACAACAGACAACGAAUGGAAACAAGAACCUCAGAGUCCUGAUCAUCGUGAUAAAAGCCAUAUUACUUCGCAGGCACAGCAAGUGCAAAAUAGUAAGACCACCAAACGACGUGACUUCAAACGGAAAAGAUCUCAUUUGAAUAUAGCUGGUAUAGAGAACUACUCAAAUUUGCAAGAUAUUCUGCCAUUGUGUUGGUCGACGCCAUCUUUGGGCAAUGCCAUACGGCAUGACUUGGAGCCACCAUUAGUGCAGCAGGCUGCAUUUGAUGAUACCAUCUUCCGCAUGGAUAUAAUUCGAAAUGUUGGUAUACGUGAGCCGGUACCGCAAGGUUCGAGUAAAAUAACCGAUACCGAUAUCAAUUCGUUGGCAAUGAAAUUAGCCGAUGCAAAAUUGAAUCGGAAUAGUCUACCAAAUAUCCUAUUUAAAGAGUCGGAUUCACAGCGGAUAGCAAAUGGGAAUGGGACACCAUCGGCAAAAACGGCAAUAUCGACCAAAAUGAGUGUGCAACCAGAGGUGAAUGUCCAUUCACAACUGAAGCCCAAGGACGAUGGUGCCGGCGGCAGCGGAGGUGGUGACGAUGAAGAAGAGUGUGCGAUUAGUGGCCGUUUGGAAAUCCGGGUCAUUCAACAGAAUCAAGAGCCGAAUAAAAAUAGUCCGAAUCGUGAGGAGUCGAUUUAUUUUGAUGCCGAAAUCAACGGGCAAAAUGCUGACGAAGCAAAGGUUCUGCGAAAAUUAGUCAAUAAAAUUUAUACGACGCACGCUACUGAACGUAACACAGAGACCGUUGAUGCCAAUUGUGAGCUGACAACCGAUGAGACAGCAUUCUUUUCGGCCGCAACCACGGCACGACUGCAAGAUGAUGCACAAAAAUCGUCCGACGUGGCACGAUUGAAUCUGGAUAACAGCAAUCCAAACAGCGCCGAUGGUGAAAAUCGAUUAGCCGGCAACGGUACGGGUUUAAUUGCAACCACCAUCGCUUUAACCGACAUUUCAUCCACCAACGAUGACAAUGCGGCCGAUAGCUUCGUCACGGCCGGCAAUACGCUGGCUAAACUUUCAAAUGUGAUAGAACCAACAACCAACACAAUGGUAACGACAACAGCCAAACCGUUAACUAAUCAAUCGGAUGGAGCUCCAGUUAAUCAAAUCAAUGACAAGAAAGACACCACCAAUAGCACACUAAAUAAUAGCAGCCAUAGUAAGAUUCCCGUAUUAAAUCCCACUGCACGAUCCACGAAAUGCGCUUCAUGGGCAGGCAAUGACCUUCCAAUAACCCCGGAUAUGAAUGAUUUGACACCAGGUUUGAGACGUCGCCGUCAGAACACAGAUAAAUAUGUAACCGAUCCAUCACAGCUAAAUCUUCGCUUUUACCGAUCAAAAACACGCGGCAUUAUGCGAAGCAGAGGUGUUCCAUCACAUUUACUUGGAUCCGGCCACUUUGAUGAUAAUUCAUCGGACAACAGUACCGACGGAAGAGGUUCGGAUUCAAAGCAGCAAAUUGAAAACGGCGAUGAAUCGAUUGAUUAUGUCAGUGAUGCUGGCAAUAAUAAUGCAUUUGAGGUUGGCGUUGACGCAAUCGAAGGCAAUGAUAAUGAUGACGAUGUAAUUUCAAAGCCAAGUGAAAUCAAUCAGGAUAUUUUGCCACCGCCCGGCGAACCGCGACCAGAAAAUACGGCAAGAAUACGACGGUAUCGUUUAAAUCUAGAAUAAAAACCAACAACAAAACGAGGAAGAAAAAAAAACAUUUUGGGUGAUGGUCAAAAAAUUGCAUCGAGAAUAAACCAUUUGUGAUAGACGGAAAAAGAAA